Cebus imitator (Panamanian white-faced capuchin) is the source of this 7626-nucleotide messenger RNA. RefSeq names its product angiomotin (gene AMOT). Gene Ontology annotation, cellular component: lamellipodium; cytoplasmic vesicle; bicellular tight junction. Gene Ontology annotation, molecular function: signaling receptor activity. The transcript has 13 exons. Lineage: Eukaryota; Metazoa; Chordata; Mammalia; Primates; Cebidae. Bases 785 to 3955 code for a protein of 1056 amino acids. The record is from RefSeq and is a predicted model, not a curated record. Gene Ontology annotation, biological process: establishment of cell polarity involved in ameboidal cell migration; angiogenesis; actin cytoskeleton organization.
UCCCCGCCCUGUACUCCGCCUUCCUCCCCAGUCCCCCCCCCCCCCCCCCCCGCUCCGGGGCGGUCCUAGCCGCUCACCGCAAGAAGAAAAGCCACCCGUUGGUCCCCCUCCCCUACCUCCCAUCCUUUGCCCAGGAGCUGCCUUGGCAGUCACGCCCCUUCCUUCCGAGGAGCUUUCUGGCUGCCUAAACUGGUAGACCCCCUGAAUUACUCCUCCGUCUCCGCUCUCUUUCGCCUCCUCUUCUCUUAGUUCUCUCCGCCUCCCCCCCUAACUACCACCACCUCCAGUCAAUCUCGCCUCCGACCAUCCGCUGCUCCACCCUCUGGCCCGGUAUCCUGCCUGUCCACUGCCACCAAGGAGAGCCCGAACGGAGCAGCGAAGAGGGGAGCAGCCGGGAGUUGGGGCUUCCCCCCUGCCCAUCCCUGGCCGCUGGCCCGGGACCGAAGCCACUUGAGCGAGCAGAGAGUCGUCACCUUGUCUUCGUUGCCUUCAGGGAGCUGCUGAGAAGGGCAAAUAAGAUAGCAGAAGUGAAAGAGCUUUUGUCUCCUUAGAAGGAAGGCUGAGAAACUAAAGAGUGACCAGUGGUUGGACUCUUGGCGGCGCUUACCCUGAACCUGAGUGUUAGGGGAGAGGGAAUCUGCCGUUGCGGUUUCUGGAGCUGCUCAUAAGCAAGAAUUCCCUAUCCUGAUCAAGGCUUUAAGCCUAAAAGAAAGCAGAAAUAGGUCAAGGGCAGCCCAGGUGCCCAAUUUCUCUCUCUCUUCACAAGGCACCACCAGCAAUAGAGAUGAGAAAUUCUGAAGAACAGCCAAGUGGAGGUACCACAGUAUUGCAGCGUCUGCUACAAGAGCAGCUUCGCUAUGGCAAUCCUAGUGAGAAUCGCAGCCUUCUUGCCAUACACCAGCAAGCCACAGGGAAUGGCCCUCCUUUCCCCAGUGGCAGUGGGAACCCAGUCCCUCAAAGUGAUGUGUUGAGUCCCCAAGACCACCACCAACAGCUAGUGGCUCAUGCAGCUCGACAAGAACCCCAGGGGCAGGAAAUCCAGUCAGAAAACAUUAUCAUGGAGAAGCAGCUGUCUCCUCGAAUGCAGAAUAAUGAAGAACUCCCGACUUAUGAAGAAGCCAAGGUCCAGUCCCAAUACUUUCGGGGCCAACAGCAUGCCAGUGUUGGAGCUGCCUUCUAUGUCACUGGAGUCACCAACCAGAAGAUGAGGACCGAGGGACGCCCAUCAGUUCAGCGGCUCAAUCCUGGAAAGAUGCACCAAGAUGAAGGACUCAGAGACCUUAAGCAAGGGCAUGUACGUUCCUUGAGUGAACGACUAAUGCAAAUGUCACUGGCCACCAGUGGAGUUAAGGCCCAUCCACCUGUUACCAGUGCUCCCCUCUCCCCACCACAACCCAAUGACCUCUACAAGAACCCCACCAGUACCAGUGAAUUCUACAAGGUCCAAGGGCCACUUCCUAACCAGCAUAGCCUGAAGGGCAUGGAACACCGAGGCCCCCCACCAGAGUAUCCCUUCAAGGGCAUGCCACCCCAGUCUGUAGUGUGCAAGCCCCAAGAGCCAGGGCACUUCUAUAGUGAGCAUCGCCUGAACCAGCCAGGGAGAACAGAGGGGCAACUGAUGAGGUAUCAGCAUCCCCCUGAGUAUGGAGCAGCCAGGCCAGCACAGGACAUCUCAUUGCCAUUGUCAGCCAGGAACUCUCAGCCUCACAGCCCUACUUCUUCUCUGACCUCUGGGGGGUCCCUGCCCUUGCUACAAUCUCCACCAUCCACUAGAUUGUCUCCUGGCCGACACCCCUUGGUCCCAAACCAGGGAGACCAUUCAGCUCACCUGCCUAGGCCGCAGCAGCAUUUCCUUCCUAAUCAGGCUCACCAGGGGGAUCAUUACCGUCUCUCCCAACCUGGCCUGAGUCAGCAACAGCAGCAACAGCAGCAGCAGCACCAUCAUCACCAUCACCACCAACAGCAGCAGCAGCCACCACAGCAGCCAGGAGAAGCCUAUUCAGCUAUGCCUCGGGCUCAGCCAUCCUCUGCUUCUUAUCAGCCAAUGCCAGCAGACCCUUUUGCCAUUGUUUCCAGAGCCCAGCAGAUGGUUGAGAUCCUCUCAGAUGAGAACAGGAACUUGCGGCAGGAGUUGGAAGGAUGCUAUGAGAAGGUGGCCAGACUGCAGAAGGUGGAGACAGAAAUCCAGCGAGUCUCAGAGGCAUAUGAGAACCUCGUGAAGUCAUCCUCCAAAAGAGAGACCCUAGAGAAAGCCAUGAGAAACAAGCUAGAGGGCGAGAUUCGGAGGAUGCAUGACUUCAACAGGGAUCUGAGAGAGCGUCUAGAGACUGCCAACAAGCAGCUUGCAGAGAAGGAAUAUGAGGGGUCAGAGGACACCAGAAAAACCAUUUCACAGCUCUUUGCAAAAAAUAAAGAAAGCCAGCGUGAGAAGGAGAAGCUGGAAGCAGAGCUGGCCACUGCCCGUUCUACCAAUGAGGACCAAAGACGACACAUUGAAAUCCGAGACCAGGCCCUGAGUAAUGCCCAGGCCAAGGUGGUAAAGCUGGAAGAAGAGCUGAAAAAGAAGCAAGUGUACGUUGACAAGGUGGAGAAGAUGCAGCAGGCCCUUGUACAGCUCCAGGCAGCAUGUGAAAAACGUGAGCAGCUAGAGCACCGUCUCCGGACACGACUAGAGAGGGAACUGGAAUCCCUGAGAAUUCAGCAGCGUCAGGGCAGCUGUCAGCCCACCAGCGUUUCAGAAUACAGUGCCACUGCGCUGAUGGAGCUUCUUCGGGAGAAAGAGGAGAGGAUUCUGGCUCUGGAAGCUGAUAUGACAAAGUGGGAGCAGAAGUAUUUGGAGGAGAAUGUGAUGAGACAUUUUGCUCUGGAUGCUGCUGCAACUGUGGCUGCUCAGAGGUACAACAAGGUCUUUCUAUGUUCUUUGUCUUCGGCUCCUAGGAUUAAGACCCUCCAUGCGCAGAUUAUCGAGAAGGAUGCCAUGAUCAAAGUACUCCAGCAGCGUUCCCGAAAGGAGCCGAGCAAGACAGAGCAGCUGUCGUGCAUGAGGCCAGCGAAGUCUCUGAUGUCCAUUUCCAAUGCUGGAUCAGGCUUGCUCUCCCACUCAUCCACCCUGACUGGCACCCCCAUCAUGGAAGAAAAGCGAGACGACAAGAGCUGGAAGGGGAGCCUAGGCAUUCUCCUGGGUGGAGACUACCGUACUGAAUAUGUCUCUUCCACACCCUCGCCUGUACCCCCCUCGACUCCCCUGCUCUCGGCUCACUCCAAGACAGGCAGCCGAGACUGCAGCACCCAAACUGAACGUGGAACGGAAUCGAACAAAACCGCAGCUGUUGCUCCCAUCUCUGUUCCUGCUCCAGCUGCUGCUGCUACCACUGCUACCGCCAUCACUGCCACUGCUGCCACCAUCACCACCACCAUGGUAGCUGCUGCUCCAGUUGCUGUUGCUGUUACUGCUGCUCCAGCUGCUGCUGCUGUUGCUGCUACCCCAUCUCCAGCAACUGCUGCUGCUAUUGCUGCUGUUUCUCCAGCUGCUGCUGGUCAGAUUCCAGCUGCUGCCUCUGUUGCUCCUCUUGCUGCUGCUGUUCCUUCUCUUGCUGCUGCUGCUGUUCAGGUUGCUCCAGCUGCUCCGACUCCGGUUCCAGCUCCGGCUCUGGUUCCGGUUCCAGCUCCAGCAGCGGCUCAGGCUUCUGCUCCUGCUCAGACUCAGGCACCAACUUCAGCUCCGGCUGCGGCUCCAACUCCAGCUCCAACUCCAACUCCAGCUAUGGCUCAGGCUGAGGCUCCUGCAAGUCCAGCUACCGGUCCUGGACCACAUCGUUUGUCUACACCAAGUUUGACCUGCAAUCCAGACAAAACGGAUGGCCCUGUGUUCCACUCCAAUACUCUGGAAAGAAAAACUCCCAUUCAGAUCCUGGGACAAGAGCCUGAUGCAGAGAUGGUGGAAUAUCUCAUCUAAAUGGCCAAAUCAAGAGCUGCAGAUUAUCAGCAAAAAUUAUUUUAAUCAUUUUCCCCUUUUAUUUGUUCUUAUUUUGAGGGUGAGGACAAGGGUUGGGGGGAGGGGAUUUUUUAAAUGGGACUUUUUAUUGGAACAAUGUACUACUUAAGUAAUACCAUAGGAACGCCAGUCUAUUCUGGUAUGCUUAGGAAGUACCUCUAAAGACAGAUUAAUCAGAAUGUGCUCUAAAGUUUAUCGUUUGGAUUUAUACAAAUACUGGGACUGUUAACAGGUGGCUAUACAUUGAUGUUUUCAAUGUGCUUGAAUUUGUUUAAAAUUUCCAUAUUCUAGAUGAUUUUUUAUUGAAGAGCACAGUAUGUGUGGAAGACAGUGUGUAACAUGUAGUUUGGAAGUGGGAAGCUGUAGAGAAUUUAGUGUGUGCUGUUUUGUAUAGUUACUAUCCUGUACAGCAGCCAGAGAAUGCUCUCGCCUCAAGCUUACAAAAGGGAGUAGUUUCAGGAGCUAUGUAAGCUGGAAAAAGGUAGGGAGUUUUGGGGUGCAGAAGGGUGCUGGAGCUAAUUUUUUCCCCCAAUUUCCCAGCUACCCUGCCCCAGGGAAUUGUGUUUGUCUUCAUUUCAGUGGUGCUUUGGAAACGGAUUCUUUUGGUUCCCUCCUGGAGGUUCAUACAUUCAUAUAUAUGCUCUGGAGUAAUUUAUGCAUUUGGAUAAUUAAUAUAUUGCUUUCAGAUGCUGGGAGAGUACAUUAACUGAGUGUUGCACAACUUCCUCUCUCUUAGGGAGUUAGACCAUCAGAGGCCAUGAUGAAGAGUUGCAUGAGGUGCUAUAUGCAGACUUUCAUGGUCUGUGUGUAGCCAUGAACACAGCUUGCUUGCAUUUAGUAAGACCAGUCAGUUUAGUGUUUAUUUCUUCUACAGCACAGAUUCACUGGCUGGGUGUCCAGUCUCAAAUUGCCAAUCAUUUACAAAGUGAGGAAGGAUCUUUGUUGACAGGUUGAAUGCUUUGAAUUUCUGCUAACUACUUUGAAAUAACUUGUUUGGUUUGUCAGAUUCUGAGCAUAUAUCUUAAAAGGCAUUUUUGACUAUCACCUCCAAGGGAAUAGCAUCAGAAACCCAAAGUACUAUGCUGCAGUCAGGGGAGAGGUUGAUUGCAGCAGUAUUCUCAACUACCUCUUCUCAUUGUCAGUGACUCCAUCUUGGAAUACCUUUCGGAAGCAGCAGGAAAUGUGCAUAUGGGUACAGAUCAAAGGCGGCAAUGGCUCCAAGCCUUGCCAUGGGGCUGCCUCCAAGGACACAGAAGGAUGCCAGUUGCCACAGGUCCCUGCCCUGUGUCACCUGUCUGCCCUUCAUUAAGGUGACAAACCUGCAGAUAGCAUCAUUAAGAUCAAUUUUAAGGGGUAUGGGGAGGGUGAGGGGAGUGGGGGGGGUGUUAGGUAAGGGUAGGGGGUAGAAGUUUUGAGAUGUGUUAGUUAGAAAACAGAUUAAUAGAAGAGUAGGCUUGAUAUAUUACAUCAUGAGCCAUAGUGGUGGAAAAGAACUUUAGCAAUAUAGCCCUACCCCCUCAUUUUAGUGAUGAGGAAUCUGAGAACUGGAGAGGUUCAGUGACUUUUUCAAAGUCACACAACACAGCUAACCAUUAUGCCAAUUACCAUGCUUAUUUUGGGAAACUCUUGUUUUUUUAAAUCCCAUUUUAUGAAAAGGCAUCUUCAUGGUCCAGGGAAUAUGUAUCUUACACAACAUCCCUGGCUGGAGUAGCUUGUCCAGUCUUGACAAACUACUGAAUUUCUGUCUUGCUUCUCCUUCAGUGCCUUUUAAACGGUUUUCCCUUUUCUGAUCUGCAUUUCAACAUUGAGUCACAUAAAGGUCCCCCUAAGAAAUCAAUCCUACUUCUUUCUAGGAAACUGGGUGUCUUAGAUAAUCUUUUGGGGUUCCUCUGUGAGUAUAGGAAUGGUAUCUUUCCUAAUUAUCUUCCAGAGGAAUUAUUCUGUGUGUGUACAUGUUUGCGUGUAGAGACAUAAAGGUGGGUGAUGUGAUUUUAAGCUAGUUCUUUCACAUUUUCAAUGAGGAAAUCAUUUUACAUACACAUCAGUCCUCAGUUACAAAGUGAAUCCCAGAUAGAAAUUAAAAGUGCAGUUGUGUUAACUCUUUCAUACUAUCCUUUAGUUAUAAGGAGGGGGGAAAAAAAAAAAACCUCAAAUAGUAGAAAGCAGCAAGUAGCAGACUUCAGGAGAGUUACUUUCUAUCCAAAUCAAUAAUUUAAAAAAUACUUUUCACCUGUUCCUUUCAUGAUUAUAACACAUUGGCAGACUUUUUGCUGGCUCUGGGAGCCAUGAGUUUAAUCACAUUCUGCAAGGUGACAAAUGUCAUACAUUCCACAUUGUGUGGUAGCCAUCUCUUUAGACUCAUGUGUUUUGGGGAAAGGAAGAAGUUAUUGGCUAAGUACUAUUUUGAACUUUGCAGAACCUAUCUGUCCUCUCACACCAGAGAUAGUUCCUCUCUGCUCAGUUUCCAAUCCCAGGUAAUUUGCUAAAAUAACAUCGUACAUCUCAGAGAGGGAAGAAGAGUAUGUCAGUAUAUUACACAGAAGAUAGAUACAGCCUUUUCAGAAGAUCUCCAUUAGUUCUUCCAAAAAUUCAAGUUUAUGGGUGAAAUCUCAAUUAGCCAUCUUUUCACAGAUGUGUAGAUGUCACAUUUGGGGAAUCUUUCUGGACUCCUACCUAUCUGUGCAUUUUACUGGCACCUCAGGAAAGGAGGGUGACCACGUUGACUUAGCUUGUACUGCCUGGUGGUCUCUGAGGACCUUCUAAUUCAGUUGUUCCCCAAUUUUCCAUGUAUAGAAAAACUUCAUUAGAACAAACUUUACUUGAUAUGAAACUCCUAUUAACAAUCUUUUUUGAAAUAAAAUUAGCUUUGGCUUUCUUUUAAAAUCAUGUAUCUUGAUUGUUGAUUUAAUGAAGGAUUUCCUUUUAAUGCUGCUUUUGAGCUUCAGGGUAAUAGGACAGCAGGAACCUUAAAUAUCUGCCAUCAUCUGCCAUAGGAAAGAUAUCCAGAGACCUGUCAUGUUGUCUUUUUGUUGUUACACCAUUGGGUGGAUAUAACAAUUAGAAAAUGAACAAACUGAUUGUGCAAACUACUUUUUAUGACACGCUUAAACCUUCAUAAUGCGGCAGCUUAAAGUAUAUACAUAUGCACUAACUUUGAUCAAUAUCUGUUAGCCACACAAUCUCCUAUUAUCUCAAUUGCUUAAUUGCAUAUGGAAUAUGUUACUUAAAAUGUGUGCAUUCUUACUGAAAAUGUUUUCAAAGGAGGGCAUCAGUUGUGGGCUAAUUGCCACCAAUUUCAGCCUGCCAUGAUUCUUGGAAAUAUAUCUUCCAACAAGUGUUACAAGUGUUGGGAGCUUGUUUAUUUUUUUCCAGGAGCAAUGAUGGGUUGCAUGGAGCCAUGAAACCUCCUUCUGGCCUCCCUUGUGAUUAAUGGCAUGUGUUUGUAAAAUGGAUAGCUGGGGUUGGCAGAUGGCUAGAGAAGAAUCACCUGUGGUUUAAAAUGUAUGUGGUCCCCUAAUGAUUGUGACCCCAUUCUGUAAUCAACUGAGCUAGUUCCAAUAAAAUUAAGCAGGUUUAAAUCCACUUUGUGCCUAUCUUUUCACUUACAAUAAAGUUAGCUAUUUUAAAAUGCA